This is a messenger RNA of Thyridium curvatum, 474 nucleotides long. RefSeq lists its product as uncharacterized. Lineage: Eukaryota; Fungi; Ascomycota; Sordariomycetes; Thyridiales; Thyridiaceae. The record is from RefSeq and is a predicted model, not a curated record. The transcript is spliced from 4 exons. Bases 1 to 474 code for a protein of 157 amino acids.
AUGCAUUUGUCCAAGCUGACUGCCUUUGCCGCUCUUGUCGCUAGCGUUAUCGCCAGCCCGGCCCCAGCCCCGGCACCGUCCCCAGAUGUCGACACAAAGUUGCUCGCCAAGAGAGCAGAGGGUAUCCAUCUGCUCAACUGUGUCACCUACUCGACUGUUGUUUACUGCGCCAACGAUAGCAACUGCAACUUCAACCCAGGCGCAGGCAAUGCGUGUAGCCCUGGUUCGGGCGUUUUCCACUGGGAGGGCGGUUCGCAUUCCUGCACGUUCGGGGGAACUGGUGUGACCUUCACAUGGGCCAUCGACUCUAACGCUCAGUCGUAUCCCAACUUCCAGAAGGCUGGCACUGGAAGCAACGGCUUCCACAACUUCAACUGCUUCAAGGAUGACCAGCACGUCAUGUACACUGACGGAAACGGGCAUGCUUGCCGAAGCAUCUACUAUUGUCUUGAUCAACUAGGCCUAAAGUUCUAG